AUGUUUAUUGGAAGCAGGAAAUAAGGGAAGAAACCUUGAACCUAGUGUCAGCCUUCCGUAUUUCCAACAUUAUCUCCAAAAAGCCAAAGUGGGGAACAGGAAGUAGUCCACGGAGGGCAAUAAUAAAGUUACAACCAAGUGAGUAAGGUUGGGAAACCUUAGUACUGACCGAUAUAAGGCUGCGAGAAAGGGAUCCCAGAGCUAUGUCUUUCCCGGAGCCAAAGCUGCGGGGCCCGGAGCUGCCUCAGAAACGGUUGAAGACGCUAGACUGCGGGCAGGGAGCAGUGCGAGCCGUGCGCUUUAAUGUGGAUGGCAAUUACUGCCUGACUUGCGGCAGCGACAAGACCCUGAAGCUGUGGAACCCUCUACGGGGGACACUGCUGCGGACGUACAGCGGCCACGGCUACGAGGUGCUGGACGCAGCCAGUUCCUUUGACAAUAGCAAUCUCUGCUCCGGCGGCGGGGACAAAGCGGUGGUGCUGUGGGAUGUGGCAUCGGGGCAAGUCGUGCGUAAAUUCCGGGGUCACGCAGGGAAGGUAAACACGGUACAGUUUAAUGAAGAAGCCACGGUCAUCCUGUCCGGCUCUAUUGAUUCCACUAUCCGUUGCUGGGACUGCCGUUCUCGGAGGCCUGACCCUGUACAGAAGCUGGACGAAGCCAAGGAUGGUGUAUCCAGUGUGAAGAUGUCAGACCAUGAGGUUCUGGGAGGCUCUGUGGAUGGUCGGCUGAGGCGCUAUGACCUAAGGAUGGGUCAGCUCUUCUCAGACUACGUGGGCAGCCCCAUCACUUGCACCUGCUUCAGCCGGGAUGGGCAGUGCACCCUGGUGUCCAGCCUGGACUCCACAUUGAGACUUCUAGACAAGGACACAGGGGAGCUGCUAGGGCAGUACAUGGGCCAUAAGAACCAGGAGUACAAGCUGGACUGCUGCCUGAGCGAGCGUGACACACAUGUGGUCAGCUGCUCCGAGGACGGGAAGGUGUUCUUUUGGGACCUGGUGGAGGGUGUCUUGGCACUGGCCUUGCAAGUGGGUCCUGGUGUGGUGCAGUCACUGACCUACCACCCAACAGAGCCCUGCCUGCUGACUGCCAUGGGGGGCAACAUCCAUUACUGGCGGGAAGAGGCCUAUGAAGCUGAGGGUGCUACUGGUUGAAGCCAGGGAACCUACUACCACCAAGAACACACACAGAUGCAGACUCUGGACCACUGGGACCAUUUAUUAUGGAUGUGCCAUGAACCAAGGAAUGGAGAAGAGGCUGGGUCUACUAACUAAUAAAUGGCAGGGGGCCCUCCCUGGGGUCACAGCUCA
Phyllostomus hastatus (greater spear-nosed bat) is the source of this 1307-nucleotide messenger RNA. RefSeq names its product WD repeat domain 83 (gene WDR83). Gene Ontology annotation, cellular component: catalytic step 2 spliceosome. The transcript is spliced from 9 exons. Lineage: Eukaryota; Metazoa; Chordata; Mammalia; Chiroptera; Phyllostomidae. The record is from RefSeq and is a predicted model, not a curated record. Gene Ontology annotation, molecular function: protein binding. Gene Ontology annotation, biological process: mRNA splicing, via spliceosome. The coding region runs from base 204 to 1151 and encodes 315 amino acids.